Dermacentor albipictus is the source of this 3774-nucleotide messenger RNA. The record is from RefSeq and is a predicted model, not a curated record. NCBI's taxonomy places the organism in Eukaryota, Metazoa, Arthropoda, Arachnida, Ixodida, Ixodidae.
CGUCUCUCUCUCUCUCUCUUCACCCCUAUGACCGAAUCUCGUGCGCCACCAUUAUUCUGUGCAACGACGAGGAGUCAAAGCCUGCCAGCUUAUCUGUUAAAGUGCGCUCACGUAUAUUGUACGUACACAUAUAGUGUCGCGGCCGCACAUUAAUUCCUUCACCGAUCCUACGUCCUAUACGCAUGAGCGCGCCUGACUCGGAAAAAACAUGCCGAAACGCCGCCGCAAGUAUCUGUACGACGUUGAUGCAACGGUGCCGGGGCGCACUGAGCUGCGACUUCGCUCGGCUGACUUUCCGCCCGGUGACAGCGCUACAGUUGGACAGCGAGGUUCCAGCGCUUCUGCUGAUGGAGCAGAAGCAUCUACGUCAGCUGUAUCGGAAACGUGCGGCGAAACCUCCGGCGUAGCGCGGACGUCGCAAGCCUCGUCCGUCGAUGUGGCACUAAGCGAUGACAUCAGCGACACAGAAGAAUGUGGUGAUGGAGAUGACCAUGGUAACGAAUGCCUUUCAUCCGAAGAAUCCAGUGACGGCGGCGUUUCCUCCUCAAGCGACACGGACGACAGCGGUGCUGACGAACCGGAAUGCGACGAGAGACAGAGCACCCCAUUGUACCCUGGAUCUCAGCUGAGUCUAAAGGAAAGCCUCCUGAUGAUUACAGCAUUCAGCCUUCGUCACAAGCUUUCAAAAGAAGCUACUGAAGAUUUACUUCACCUUGUUGAGCUGCACCUGCCUUGUGACACAGCCACAGCAACAACAAGCUUUGUUCUCUUAAAGCAAUUUCGCAGCUUUCUCUUGUCGCCAUCGCAGCAUUUUUACUGUCCCUACUGCAAGGUGUACAUUGGUAAAGAUGUUGCUAAUGGGCUGAAGUGCUUGGAAUGUGACUCCACAUACUCAGUGGAGGAGCUGCAAAAAAAGUCUUCAUUUUUUGUUGCCCUGAGUAUUGAGAAGCAAUUACGCAACAUUUUGGAGUCUAAGUGUUCCAAAGUGCAACUGGGCUCUGAAGCAACCAAAUCAACUAGCUAUAAUGUUUCAAGCAUUCGGCAAAGCCUUUGUUAUAGUAGGCUGCCACUGUCUCCUUCUGAUGUUACUCUGACUAUUAACACAGAUGGCUUCCCUAUGUACAAAUCUUCAGGAUACUCAAUGUGGCCCUUAGAGCUAGCUGUAAAUGAGUUGCCAGAGCAUGAACGAUGGGAUAAUAUGCUGCUUGGUGCCAUCUGGUUUGGACGUGAAAAACCAAACAUUAAUUGUUUUUUAAGGCCUUUUGUGGAAGAAAUUAACCAUCUUUCAAGCACAGGUUUUGCAUGGACAGAUGAAUACAAGGUUUCACGAACCACAAGGGUGUUUCCUGGACCAGUGACAGUGGACUCAGUUGCCAGGACACUUGUCAUGAACAUGACAAUGUUUAAUGGUGCCUAUGGUUGCGCAUGGUGUGAGAGUGAAGGAACUGUGGUUGCAAAAGGCUCUGGGCAUAGCAGAGUGUACCCCCUUCACCAAAGACAGCCAAAGAAAAGGACUGCUGUAUCUUUCAGAAAGCAUGCAAGAAACGCUGAUGUGCAAGGAACACCAAACCAAGGGAUAAAAGGGGCCAAUGUACUCUUUACACUCAACCACUUUGUUUUUCCGACUAACUUUGUAGUGGACUACAUGCAUGCAGUCUGCCUGGGGUUUGUGCGCUCUGUGACUUGCCUGUGGCUAGGCUCCAAAAGAAAGGAGAAGUUUAAUUUGAACAUCCACAUUAAGGAGCUGAACCAACGGCUGAUAUCCCUCCAGCCUGUGCAUGAAAUUGGAAGACUACCACGCUCACUUGAAGAGCGAGCCUACUGGAAAGCUUCAGAAUGGCUCUAUUGGCUUCUAUUCUAUUCACCUGUUGUUCUAGAUGGUCUUUUGCCAAAUCCAUAUUUCACCAAUUGGAUAGAGUUUGUUGACAUUAUGCAUUUCCUGCUUGCUGAAUCUAUUCCUCUCGAUAGGCUUCACGAAGUGCACCAAAAGUUGAUUAACUUUCUUAAAGAGUUUCAGAGCCUCUAUGGCAUAACAGAAAUGAAAUACAAUACGCACCUCCUUAUCCAUCUGGCAGACACCGUAAAAAAUUGGGGACCAUUGUGGUGCUACUCUGCUUUCCCAUUCGAAGCAAUGAAUGGUAUGUUGAUUAAACUUGUGAAAGGUACACGGUACGCACACAAUCAGGUUUCGAGAAAAUUUUGCUUGACAAAAGCUGUGGCAAAGCUGUGCACGUCAUCUCUUUCUGCUGGCUCAUCUAAAGAGGGUGUCACUAACUUUAUCACAGGCUUGUUGAAAGGCUACAAGCUACGGAAAAGUGCACUAACUCUGAAGUCACGCGUGGUUGUUCAUGGAAUGCAGAAAGUGUCUAGCACGAGUACUGGAAAUUUCAAAAAGCUGUCACACUCGGGUCUAACGUUCACUGCUGCGUCAGCAGACAAAUCUCGCCGUGUCAACUCUUUCAUUUUUUGUGAUGAAAUGUUUUGCCGCAUUGUGGGCAUGGCUCUUACAUGCCAUUGUCACCAACAUACUCAGGCAUGUACGAAGAACAUUGUAGUCACUUGUGAGAAAAUGCAAACGACUGGUAGUGUUCUGAAGUUAUUGCCACACAAGUUUGUUGCAGUAGACAGAACACAUGAAACUGUCACUGUCAAUCCAGACAAAAUGUUGAAGUGCAUUGCCUUGUUUUUAAAUGAUAGAACAUUUUUGUCAGUGUUGCAUUCUGGUCUUUUUAACUGCUGAAGUAUGCCUACUUCAAAUACUGCAGUACUAAGUGAUUGGUUUUGGUUCAUUUAUUAGUAAAUUUAUCUGUCAUUCAUUGCUUUCUUAUCCUAAUGAAUUUUUAAUGUUUUCAUUUUAAGGAAUGAGUUCCUGCCAUUGUCACCAUUUCUCAUAGUUAGCUUUUUAAUAUGUGUACAGUAAGGCGUCAGGCAGGGAGAUACGAUAUGUCCAAUGCUAUUCACAGCGCAUUUACAGGAGGUAUUCAGAGACCUGGAUUGGGAAGAAUUGGGGAUAAAAGUUAAUGGAGAAUACCUUAGUAACUUGCCAUUCGCUGAUGUUAUUGCCUUGCUUAGUAACUCAGGGGACCAAUUGCAAUGCAUUCUCACUGACCUGGAGAGGCAAAGCAGAAGAGUGGGUCUAAAAAUUAAUCUGCAGAAAACUAAAGUAAUGCUUAACAGUCUCGGAAGAGAACAGCAAUUUACAUUAGGCAGCGAGGCACUGGAAGUCGUAAGGGAAUACAUUUACUUAGGGCAGGUAGUGACGGCGGAUCCGGAUCAUGAGACGGAAAUAAUUAGGAGAAUAAGAAUGGGCUGGGGUACGUUUGGCAGGCAUUCUCAGAUCAUGAACAGCAGGUUGCCAUUAACCCUCAAGAGAAAAGUAUAUAAUAGCUGUGUCUUACAAGUACUCACCUACGGGGCAGAAACCUGGAGGCUUACGAAAAGGGUUCUACACAAAUUGAGGACGACGCAACGAGCUAUAGAAAGAAGAAUGAUAGGUGUAACAUUAAGGGAUAAGAAACGAGCAGAUUGGGUGAGGGAACAAACGCGAGUUAAUGACAUCUUAGUUGAAAUCAAGCAAAAGAAAUGGGCGUGGGCAGGACAUGUAAUGAGGAGGGAAGAUAACCUAUGGUCAUUAAGGGUUACGGACUGGACCCCAAGGGAAGGGAAGCGUAGCAGGGGGCGGCAGAAAGUUAGGUGGGCGGAUGAGAUUAAGAAGUUUGCAGGCACGGCAUGGCCACAAUUAGUACAUGACCAGGGUUGUUGGAGAGAAGUAUG